GGUGUGGCUGCGCGGUGGGCGGGGCCACACACACAUACACACACACACACACACACACACACACACACCCUGUCUGCGUAGCUGCUUCAUUUGUAGUUUUUGGUCUGGAGGAAAAAGUGAACUCAGACAGCGGACAGAGACCAAAGCUCAAGCCUUCCGCCUUCCUUCAUAUUCAGCUGGGACUCACUCCCUGUCCUUCCACUGUCCUCACCCCUCCUCACCCUCCGUCUGUCAGUUAAUCUCCAUCAUCCUGCCGCUGAGAUGUCGACUCCAGAUGCAGGAGGUCCAGGAGCUCCUGGGGGCCCUGACGGAGAGGGGGGGCCCCCGGCUCCAGCCCCUAACCUGACCAGCAACCGACGACUUCAGCAGACGCAGGCGCAGGUGGACGAGGUUGUCGACAUCAUGCGUGUGAACGUAGACAAAGUCCUGGAGAGGGAUCAGAAGCUGUCGGAGUUAGACGACCGGGCCGACGCCCUGCAGGCUGGAGCCUCACAGUUCGAGAGCAGCGCUGCCAAACUCAAGAACAAGUACUGGUGGAAAAACUGCAAGAUGAUGAUCAUGAUGGCUAUUAUAGGUGUUAUAUUUGUCGGCGUUAUCUUCUUGUAUUUCUUCUAUUGAGCUGCUCUUCUACGGCGGGCACACAAGUCACAGGACAAGUCUGCACCAACACACUGAUCCCGGCCAGAUCGAACCUUCCCUCAGCGCUCCUCCAGCUCUUCGUCCUCAUCUUCCUCAGCGAUGCCAUCCCCAGAAACCAUGCAUGGCCUGCAGUUUGCUUCAGAUCCUCCUUUUUUUCCUCUGCACCAGGCAGGUUUAGCAUGCAUGGGUGGGGUUCACUUUGGCAGGACAGUUCACCUUUACAGAAAAAGUAAAUUAAAUCUUCCUGUUGCUGUUCGUUAUACUCCCAGGUUGAGUCAAAGAAAUGGGCAACCAUCUCUCUUUUUUGAUUAAAUACAAAGACCUAGUCCAACAUACCGAUCUCUGACUCUAAGGUGUUUGAGAUGAACCACGUUAAUAAAGCUACACAAACUUUGUUGCAUGUGUCGAUAGAAAAAAAAUACUGAUCUAUAUUUUCACUGGUAAGUUGUAAAUCUUUGUAUUGAUCGAUCAAUAAGACACAGCAUUUGCUGUAAGUACAAACAGAAAAAUUCAAUUAAUCUUACAAGUUAACACUAAAUUUACACUGAAAGAAGCCCAAGAUUUUGAAUUUGUUUAGUCGUAAAUAAAAAGGUUUAAGAGUUAGAUGUCCUCUUUAAAUCUCCAGUUUCCUUCAAAAAGGUAUUUCAUGGAUUCCUGCUUUUCCCCCCUCUGUCCUUUCAGAUAACACUGUACAUAUCAGGGUUCUCCAGCAUUGCUGUUACUGAUGCUGAAGACGUUUUACUAAAUUUGCAUUCUUCUGUCUCCAUUUGAAGUUAUUUUAUCUCUUUUGAUGCUUCAUCUUCCUCAACUUCCUUUUCCUUGUGCUGUAAACAGUCAUGACUUGUGUUUUCUGUUGUUUGAGUGUGCAACAUGUUUCUUUGUCCUGUCUGAUUUGAGUUCCUCUGUAUGUGCAGGACUUUUAAGACAUUUCCAUCAGUGUGUUAUGUACCAGAAAAAAAGACAUUAAAGGAGCGAACAUCUAGCCUGGAAUAGGAUGAGGAUAAGUUAUGUAUUUGAGAGCGGAUUCUUAUGGUGAUGUUUUCUUUGAUGUACACAGUUGAGAGGCACUGAUGUUUCAGAGUGGUCUGGAACUUAAAAUAAAUUAAUGUUUG
Molecule: messenger RNA, 1751 nt
Organism: Menidia menidia (Atlantic silverside)
Lineage: Eukaryota; Metazoa; Chordata; Actinopteri; Atheriniformes; Atherinopsidae
Source: the annotation of a GenBank genome assembly